Peromyscus eremicus (cactus mouse) is the source of this 3333-nucleotide messenger RNA. RefSeq names its product vomeronasal type-2 receptor 116-like. Gene Ontology annotation, biological process: G protein-coupled receptor signaling pathway. The record is from RefSeq and is a predicted model, not a curated record. The coding region runs from base 1 to 2547 and encodes 848 amino acids. Lineage: Eukaryota; Metazoa; Chordata; Mammalia; Rodentia; Cricetidae. Gene Ontology annotation, cellular component: membrane. The transcript is spliced from 6 exons. Gene Ontology annotation, molecular function: G protein-coupled receptor activity.
AUGGGGAAGCUGUGGGCUUUCCUGAUAUCCCUCUUGCUCUUGAAGUUUUCUCUCAUCUUGUACAGUUGGACAGAAACGAGCUGCUUUUGGAGACUAAAGCAUGAAAAAGAGGAUCAUGGAGGUUUGAAGAAUGACUGUGAGUUUUUACUUUACCUGUCUCCAGAACUGCCCGAGGAAGAUUUGUAUAAUAGUAUGACGGAUUUUAUAGUACCAACAGAGAAAUUCGAGUUUUUUCUGGCAUUGAUUUUUGCUACUGAAGAGAUCAACAUGAACCCUUAUCUUUUACCCAACAUGUCUUUGCUUUUUUCCAUCCUUGUUGGCCUGUGUUCUAAUACAAUGACAGUAAUUGAUUUACUAUAUUCACCACAAGCAAAUUUUUCAAUAAUUCCUAAUUAUAAGUGUGGAAAUUCUAUAUGUGAUGUAUCACUUAUAGGAUCAUCAUGGAGUACCUCUAUAAAAAUGACAACCCUUUUCACAUCUCCAAAGAUUUUCUUUGGACCAUUUCAUCCUCUCCUGAGUGAUAAUGUCCUAUUUCCCUAUGUCUACCAGAUAGCACACAAGGAUACAUGUUUGCCCAAGGCCAUGGUCUCUUUGAUGCUUUAUUUUACAUGGACCUGGGUAGGGCUGGUUGUCUCAGAUGAUGACCAGGGGAUUCAGUUUCUCUCAGACUUAAGAGAAGAGAUGCAAAUAAAUGGAGUCUGCUUAGCUUUUGUGAAUGUGAUCCCAGAUAACAUGCAAUUGUACACAGCAAGGGCUGGAAUAUAUGACAAACAAAUCAUGGCAUCAUCAGCAAAGGUUGUUAUUAUUUAUGGUGAAAUGAACUCUACCCUAGAAGUGAGCUUCAGAAGGUGGGGCUAUUUAGGUGUACAGAGAAUCUGGGUCACCACCUCACAUUGGGAUGUCACCAAAAGUAAGAGAGAUUUCAGCCUUGACCCCUUCCAAGGGACUGUCACUUUUGCACAGCACUGUGGUAAAGUUUCCAUAUUUAGGCAUUUUAGGCAAAUAGUGAACAUUUCCAAAUAUCCAGUAGACAUUUCUCAGAUGAGAACAAAGUGGAAUUACUUUAACUGUUCAGUCUCUGAGACCAACUUUAGCUCAAUGAAUUAUUAUUUAUUCAACACUACAGUUGAGUGGUUAUCACAACAUAAAUUUGACAUGGUCAUGAGUGCAGAAGGUUACAAUUUAUACAAUGCUGUAUACGCUGUUGCCCACACCUUCCAUGAAAUUCUUUAUCAACUAGUAGAUUCUCAGCCUGUAGGUGAACUCAGAGGAAUAUUCCGUGACUGUCAUCAGAUGGCUUCUUUGCUGAAGAACAAGGUAUUUACUAACCCUAUUGGAGAGCUGGUGGACAUGAAUCUGAGAGGAAAACAGUGUGCAGACUAUGAUAUAUACAACAUUUGGAAUUUCCCACAAGGCUUUGGAUUAAAGGUGAAACUAGGAGGUUAUUCCUCCUAUUCCCCACAGAGCCAACAACUACACAUUUCUGAAGACUUAGAGCAGACCAUGGGAGCAACACUGCUUCCGACUUCUACAUGCAGUGUGACAUGCACUCCUGGAUUCAGGAAAUUUCAUCAAGAACACGCAGCAGACUGCUGCUUUGACUGUGCCUGGUGCCCAGAGCAUGAGGUUUCCAAUGAGACUGAUGUGGAGCAGUGUGUUCGCUGUCCAGAAGAUCAGUAUUCCAACCCAGAGCACACACGCUGCCUGCAAAGACAUGUCUCCUUUCUAGCUUAUGAAGACCCAUUGGGGAUGACUCUGGCCUGCAUGUCCCUGUGCUUCUCUGCCCUCACGGCUCUUGUUCUUGGUGCUUUUGUGAAGUAUAAUAACACUCCCAUAGUGAAGGCCAAUAACCGCAUUCUCAGCUAUAUCCUACUGAUCUCCAUCAUAAUCUGUUUCCUCUGUUCAUUGCUCUUCAUUGGGCAUCCCCACAUAGUCACCUGCAUCCUUCAGCAGACCACAUUUGGAGUAUUUUUCACAGUGGCUGUGUCUACAGUCUUGGCCAAGACUAUUACAGUUGUCUUGGCCUUCAAGCUCACGACUCCAGGAAAAAGAAUGAGAGGGAUACUGGUAUCAGGGGCACCUAAAUUUGUCAUUCCCAUCUGUACCUUGAUCCAACUCAUUCUGUGUGGAAUCUGGCUGGUCACAGCCCCUCCCUUUAUUGACACAGAUACACACUCUGAGCAUGGACAGAUUAUCAUUGUGUGCAGCAAAGGCUCAACUAUUGCAUUCCACUUUGUCUUAGGAUACUUGGGCUCCUUGGCUCUGGGGAGCUUCACUGUGGCUUUCUUGGCCCGGAAUCUUCCUGACAGAUUCAAUGAAGCUAAAUUUCUGACCUUCAGCAUGCUGGUGUUCUGCAGUGUGUGGGUCACCUUCCUCCCUGUCUACCACAGCACCAAGGGGAAGAUCAUGGUGGCUGUGGAGGUCCUCUCCAUCUUGGCCUCCAGUGCAGGGUUGUUAGGGUGCAUCUUUGUCCCAAAAUGUUAUGUUAUUUUCAUGAGACCAGAUUUAAAUUCUCUUCAAAAAUUCAGGGAUAAAUCACUUUACUGAUCCAUUCCUAGUUUUAAGACUUUUAGAUGACACUUAAAAUAUCUGUGUUCCAUUUCCUUGGAGUGACCCUCUCUUCCAUUCCCAGCUUUCAUCAUUUCCUAUCCAGUUUAUCAAGUUUCAUAAUGUCAUCCUUGUUGACCUUACAUUCUGGUGGUAAUGUGGGUGAGACUUUACUGUAUACAUUCUGCUCUUCAUAGUACACAUAUUUUCAUAGGAAUCUCCCUUAUCUUCAGGCUUUCAAGAUCUUUCCUUCCUUCUUCAAUGUUCCCUGAGCCUUAGGUUGGGAGGGUUUUGUAGAUGGAUUGAUUGCUUGGUUCUUCAUAUAUAUGUUGAAUGGGAGGAAUCAUUCAUAAAUGGACCCUGUUAGUCUUUAUUCCCACCUAUUUUUCUAUGAGUUAUUCUGAAGAGUACUUUCUAGCAACUUGCAUGCUAGUCAGUAGGGGAAAGGCUUCUACUUGGGCACCAGGUAGACUUUUCCUUAUUUGAUGACAGAAGUAAGUGUUGUCCCCUGGAAUAUCACCUCAGCAGCUGGUACUAUAGAGAAAUCCUAACCCACAAGCCUCAGGGAUCUAUAUGGGAAAAGAUGUGGAAAUAUUUAAAGAGGCAGAGGUAGUGGACGUCUUCAUGGAAUCAUUAUCACCUACAAAUCAACAGGACUAGACAAUCACAUGAAAUCACAACAGUGUUGGAAACAUAUAUAAGAUCUGCAGUGGUACCAGCCAAAAAAAUAUCACAGUACUAACAAGUAGACAUGGACUCAAAUCCAAUCCAUAAACAAGAAAUAGU